Molecule: messenger RNA, 606 nt
Organism: Paralichthys olivaceus (Japanese flounder)
Lineage: Eukaryota; Metazoa; Chordata; Actinopteri; Pleuronectiformes; Paralichthyidae
Source: RefSeq, a predicted model, not a curated record
AGUGCCAUGGCGUACAAGAGGAACCCCAUGCGAGCGGAGCGUUGCUGCAGCUUGGCUCGACAUCUGGUGGCGCUGAUGGCCGACCCGCUGCAGACGGCCUCGGUGCAGUGGCUGGAGAGGACACUGGACGACAGCGCUAACAGGAGGAUCUCUCUGCCCGAGUCCUUCCUCACAGCAGACAUCAUCCUCAGCACGCUGCAGAACAUCACAGAGGGACUGGUGGUUUACCCCAAAGUCAUCGAGAGACACAUCCGCCACGAGCUUCCCUUCAUGGCCACAGAGAACAUCAUCAUGGCCAUGGUGAAGGCUGGUGGAAACAGACAGGACUGCCACGAGAAGAUCCGCGUUCUGUCCCAGGAGGCAGCGGCUGUGGUCAAACAGGAGGGUGGUGAUAACGACCUUCUGGCCAGAGUUCAGCGAGACCCCUACUUCGCCCCCAUCCUGGGACAUCUGGACGCUCUGCUGGACCCCAAGACCUUCAUUGGCCGCGCUCCUCAGCAGGUGGCCAGGUUCCUGACUGAAGAAGUACGCCCCCUGCUGGAGCCAUACAACGCAAAGAUGGAUGUCAAGAUUGAGCUCGAACUCUGAAACACGCACUGACUUGAA